Molecule: messenger RNA, 1740 nt
Organism: Acomys russatus (golden spiny mouse)
Lineage: Eukaryota; Metazoa; Chordata; Mammalia; Rodentia; Muridae
Product: major facilitator superfamily domain-containing protein 10-like
Exons: 13
Coding region: 130-1503 (457 amino acids)
Biological process (GO): transmembrane transport
Cellular component (GO): brush border membrane
Molecular function (GO): transmembrane transporter activity
Source: RefSeq, a predicted model, not a curated record
UGUUCUGGGCGCCUACGACUCACCACACCAGGGUUUCCCGUCUUCUCCCAGCUACCCACCUCGCAACGGGACCUUGGCCGCUGCUGCUGGAAGUUUACUGCUGCCCUAAUUUGGGUCGGAGCCUCCACCAUGGGAUGGGCAGGGGAUGCAGGGUGCACCCCACGUCCGCCUAUAAGGCCUCGUGCUGCGUCCGAGCGCCGCGUGGUCACUGUGAUCUUCCUCGGCUUGCUGCUCGACCUCCUGGCCUUCACGCUGUUGCUGCCUCUGCUGCCAGGGCUGCUGGAGAGUCAUGGCCGGGAACAAGUGAGACCCCUCUAUGGCUCCUGGCAGCGUGGGGUAGACUGGUUUGCCACAGCCAUCGGGAUGCCAGCCGAGAAGAGGUACAACAGCGUCCUGUUCGGAGGUCUCAUCGGUUCAGCCUUUUCCCUCCUGCAGUUCUUCUCUGCACCACUAACAGGAGCUGCCUCUGAUUGCCUGGGGAGGCGCCCAGUGAUGAUGAUGUCCCUGACAGGUUUGGCCAUCUCCUAUGCAGUGUGGGCUACCUCUCGGAGCUUUGCAGCCUUCUUGGCCUCCAGGGUGAUAGGAGGCAUCAGCAAGGGGAAUGUUAGCCUCUCCACAGCCAUUGUUGCUGACCUGGGCUCACCACCAACCCGCAGCCAAGGCAUGGCAGUCAUUGGGGUAGCCUUCUCCCUGGCCUUCACUCUGGGCCCCAUGCUUGGAGCAUUCCUGUCUGUGGAAAUGGUGCCCUGGAUCAGCCUACUCUUUGCGGUCUCCGACAUUUUGUUCAUCUUCUGCUUCUUGCCAGAGACACUGCCCCAGGAGAAACGGGCUCCUUCUAUCACCCUGGGUUUCCACACAGCUGCCAACCUGCUCAGCCCCCUGGCCCUGCUUCAUUUUGCAGCUGUCACCCACAGUCAAGAUCCUCCUGCUGAAGACAGACUCAGAAACUUACGUCGAUUGGGUCUUGUGUACUUCCUCUACCUCUUCCUGUUCUCGGGCCUGGAAUACACACUCAGUUUCCUUGCACACCAGCGCUUCCAGUUCAGCAGCCUGCAGCAGGGCAAGAUGUUUUUCUUCAUCGGCCUCACCAUGGCCACUAUACAGGGCACCUACGCCCGGCGGAUCAGCCCUGGUGAGGAAGCUGCAGCUGUGAAGCGGGCAAUGUUGCUGCUGGUACCAGCCUUCCUCUUCAUUGGCUGGGGGCACUCACUGCCCAUGUUGGGCUUGGGACUGCUGCUGUACUCCUUUGCUGCUGCUGUUGUGGUGCCCGGUCUGUCCACUAUGGUCUCCAGUUAUGGUUCUCCAGGACAGAAAGGCACAAUCAUGGGCAUACUGCGGAGCCUAGGUGCCCUCGGUAGGGCAGUGGGGCCCAUGGUGGCCGCCUCAGUGUACUGGCUGGCUGGGGCCCAGGUCUGCUUCACUGUAUGCUCCGGGCUCUUUCUCCUCCCCUUCUUUCUCCUCCGGAAGCUGAGACAUCCAGCACAGACUUUCAAGGAGGAGUAGCUGAGCUGCCACACAAACCUGGCUGCCAAGUGGGACCCUGGGCCUGGACCACUCCACUUCUAGCCCACUCCUUCCUCCAGGCCCAGGGAGGCUUGCCGUGCCCCUCUCCUCUCAGUAUGGCACCCCAGCAGGAAGUCUGGGCAGCUACACCCUCUUCUUAUUCCAAAGCCUUUUGGGCUUCUGAUUGUUUUUAUCUGUCAUCCUUCUGAAUGACCAAUAAAGCAGUUAUUUUGUACC